AGAACUUAAUUGUCAUACAAUUGCGUUCCCUUUUCUUGCUGCAUUUCAGACUGGCCGUCUCUGAUCCCCACAGUCAUCUGUCUGAUUCUCACUCACAAUCCUCUGAAAUAUAUAUUUUUUUUCAUGCAAUUCUUCGCCUUUUUGGAUCAUGUAAUUAUACACCUUCAUUCAGUCAUCUCUCGAAAAGUCCCCUGAUUCAAGAAGAGGCGUAGCCACAAAGGAGCAAUCAAAGCUUUAAACGAUCAAAUCUGAGUGUAAACAUCAAGAAAAAUGGGAUCUUUCAAAGGACACGCUCUACCAGGAACACUUUUUCUUCUGGUUGGCCUGUGGCACAUCUGGAGCACUGUGGUUCGGUAUGUAUCAAAUCCCAAGUCAUUUCGGGUCCGGGUUUGGAACCCAGUUCCUGGUUUCGAUGGAAAGCUCAAAUAUUUGGAGCUUUAUGUGGUAGCAAUUGGUGCUUUUCUAGAUAUGUGUAUUGAGCUUCUGUACUCUACCCAUCUUAAGUUUUUCGUCCAUGGAGUCUUGAACCCACAUCACAUGAAUGAUUUUGAACAUUCUGGGAUGCUUCUUAUGUUCUUCAUCUUCGGCAUCGUCUGUCUGCUCUCUGAGAAAACGAGCUUUCUUCGGUUGCCUGAAGGAUUCCUGUGUUUGAUUGCUGCCGCAGCAUUCUGUGCAGAGUAUCUACUGUUCUAUUUUCAUUCAACAAAUCAUAAAGGCCUUGAGGGGUACUAUCAUCUCCUGCUUGUCCUCUUGAUAGGGCUUUGCAUCUUAACCACCGUUGCUGGAGCUAUCUUCCCAACCAGCUUUCCAGUUGAUCUGUGUAGUGGCAUUGCUAUAACUCUCCAGGGCCUCUGGUUCUAUCAGACUGCCUUCACUCUCUAUGGUCCCAUGAUGCCAGAUGGCUGUCAGCUGAAAGGAAAUUUGAUCUCUUGUCAUUCCACAGACAGUGAGAUUCAGGGUGAGUUUUUUGCCAACUUCCAGCUCUUUUCCAUGGUCCUGGGAGUCCUUGUCAGCACUGUGGCAUCAUACGUUUUUGCAGUUUCAAGGCAUCAGGGUUCUGAAUCUGAUAUCAGGAGCCUGCAAGCCACUCGUGAUGGAUUAUAUCAAGAUUAAAAAUUAAGGUUUUUCACAGGUUUCUGGAAAAUGAGCAGCGUCGGUGGAGAUGGACAUGAAUAGUGUUUCCAAUGUCAAGAAGAGAAGUAAUAAUAUCUUCAAGUCUUGUGUAAAUGGGAUUAGAUGUAGGAAUAAGUACAAGGCAGUCCAAAGUUCUUUUAUUAUUCGGCAGAUAUGGCUUUAUGGAUUUCAGGGCUUAAACUUUCCGUGUUGCGGAUUUGUUUUCUUUGAACUACAGUAUAACCAUUAAGUACCCAGAAAGAUUUUUCUACUUUUCAGCCCAAUCUUAUUGUGCUCAAUACUUUGUAAACCAAGCUCAUAUUUGGGUCAAAAUUUCAGAAUCAGUUGAUUCGGCUUACUAA
Molecule: messenger RNA, 1475 nt
Organism: Mangifera indica (mango)
Lineage: Eukaryota; Viridiplantae; Streptophyta; Magnoliopsida; Sapindales; Anacardiaceae
Product: transmembrane protein 45A-like
Exons: 4
Coding region: 271-1113 (280 amino acids)
Source: RefSeq, a predicted model, not a curated record